AUUUACAGCUUGUCUCCGAUCCGCGAUAGCAGGCGGCAUUUGAAACGUCGAUAGACGUCCAUAACCACAAAUAAAAUGGCGUUUAAUUUUUCUGCAUUCUCAUACAUAAUUGCUUUAAUAGCUGAUGCAUUUUUGAUAUUCUUUGCUAUCUUUCACGUUAUAGCAUUCGACGAACUGAAGACAGAUUAUAAAAAUCCUAUUGAUCAGUGCAACAGUUUAAAUCCUCUAGUCCUACCGGAAUACCUGCUUCAUCUGCUCUUCAAUAUACUAUUCAUGGCUUCAGGGGAGUGGCUUUCAUUGUGUCUGAACAUACCCCUUAUUGCUUACCACAUCAACAGGUAUCGUACACGCCCUGUAAUGACUGGGCCAGGUCUGUAUGAUCCAACAAGUAUCAUGAACGCUGAUGUUCUCACAAAAUGCCAACGAGAAGGAUGGAUUAAACUAGCUUUCUAUUUGUUGUCAUUCUUCUAUUAUUUAUAUGGAAUGAUCUACUCCUUGAUCUCAACAUAAGUACCAACCAGUCCACAACUGAUCAUUUGAGCCAAGAUUAUAAUUAGCAUUGCCUCAAACCCCUGUGUGAAACAUUAUGUAAAUGUUGUCACUUUUAGUUCAUUCAUCCAUAACUGUUUCAACAUUGAUGAAUAAUUGUUGUAACUGCCAUAUUGAAUGAAAGUAUGGAAGGUUUGGUAAUUCAAAUACUAGCCUGUAAGAAUUUGA
Molecule: messenger RNA, 717 nt
Organism: Cryptotermes secundus
Lineage: Eukaryota; Metazoa; Arthropoda; Insecta; Blattodea; Kalotermitidae
Gene: cni
Product: protein cornichon
Exons: 5
Coding region: 76-510 (144 amino acids)
Biological process (GO): endoplasmic reticulum to Golgi vesicle-mediated transport
Cellular component (GO): endoplasmic reticulum membrane; COPII-coated ER to Golgi transport vesicle
Source: RefSeq, a predicted model, not a curated record